AUGGAAAAAAAGGAACGGAAUCUGGUACCGGCGGUGGGAAAGAAGCAGCUCGAUUCACGGAUCGUAGCGGGAUUCACGGGCGAGGAGGAGCGACGGGAUGUGCUGUCGCGACGUGCUGAUAUCGAGUCAAGUCAUCACUUGCGAAGUGCUCAAGGUCCUCAUAGCCCUAACAGCCAUGUUCCUGCCUCGACGGCUCUCUCUUCACCGUCUGGCGCCACACCUCUGGCGCUCCUUUUGAGUCCUCAUAGCCCUCACAGCCAUGUUCCUGGACGGCUCUCUCUUCACCUUCUGGCGCAACUGGUCCUCAUAGCCCUCACGGCCAUGUUCCUGGACGGCUCUCUCUUCACCUUCUGGCGCAACUGGCACCCUCUGGACUCGUUAGAAGCUGCUGCGGUACCAGGCCUGCUGUACGCCGCCCAGAACACGCUCAUUCAGGUGGCCCUGCGUCACCUGGACUACCUCACGUUCAACCUGCUGAACCAGACAAAACUGCUCUUCACUGCUCUCUCCAACUACCUGUUCCUUGGAAUCCGCCAGACUCGCGUGCAAAUCGUCGCCCUCUGCAUGCUUCUCGUCGCCGCCACACUACUCACCCUCAGCCCUGGCCCUUCUUCUAGCCCUGGGUGUGGCGUGGGAGAGAGUGGCGCUGGGCGUGGUGCCGGUGCUGGUGGCAUCAGUGACGUCUGGGCUGGGAUCGACCCACAACCAGUGGCAAGUGCAGCCUCCCCUGCUCCCAAGGCGCUGCUCCAUGCUUCCUUCCCUUGCCUUGUCAAGAGGCGUAGUCCCCAUCUAUUCACUAUCGAGAUGUGUUCCCUCACGUCCCUCGUCCUCCUCGUCUCUCUCUUCACUUCCCAAGACGGCGCUCGCAUGUUGCAACUCGGCUUCUUCCACGCAUGGACGCCGCUCACCAUUAUCCCUGCUCUAUCGAACGCCAUAGGAGGCAUUCUCGUGGGGCUUGUGACCAAAUACGCUGGGGGCGUUAAGAAGGAUACUUCAUACAAAGCCAUAGAACCAGCCCAUCCAGACGGUCUGCUGGUAACCACCAUAGUGCAGUGUGCUCUCGUCUGCACGCCUCUCGCCCUCUGUAUCCGAAUGGUCUUCCUCCCUCCCCAUGCUGCUGUUCUCCUCUCAACCCACACUCCUUCCCUCGCAGGGUUUCACAGUGAUAGCGGGUCUGCUGGUGACCGCCAUAGUGCAAUAUGCUCUCAAAGGCACGCCUCCCUUCCUCUUCGUGUGGUUGGCUCUCCCUCCCCUUUCUGCUCUUUUCAGAUCAUCUCAUACUUUCUCCCUUCACCUGCCUACACCCUCCCCUUGCAGGGUUUCACAGUGAUAGCGGGUCUGCUGGUAACCGCAAUAGUGCAGUAUGCUCUAGACGGCACGCCUCCCUCCCUCUAUGUCUGGAUGGCCCUUCCUCUCACCGUCCUCAGCACCUACCUCUACUCCUCCUCCGCUGCACCCCCUGCUGUUCCUGCUGCUAAGAGCAAGGAGCUCUAA
Molecule: messenger RNA, 1494 nt
Organism: Closterium sp. Naga37s-1
Lineage: Eukaryota; Viridiplantae; Streptophyta; Zygnematophyceae; Desmidiales; Closteriaceae
Source: the annotation of a GenBank genome assembly